Messenger RNA from Egretta garzetta (little egret), 2709 nucleotides. It is a transcript of the gene SAAL1, whose product is annotated as serum amyloid A like 1. The coding region runs from base 69 to 1292 and encodes 407 amino acids. The transcript is spliced from 11 exons. Lineage: Eukaryota; Metazoa; Chordata; Aves; Pelecaniformes; Ardeidae. The record is from RefSeq and is a predicted model, not a curated record.
UCAUCAGCCCCGAGAAGGCGGAGCCCACCGCGAGCCCCGAGGGGAUCCAGACUGAACUGGACGAAGAGAUGGAGAAUGAUAUUUGCAAAGUGUGGGACAUGUCGAUGGACGAGGAUGUUGCUUUGUUUCUUCAGGAGUUCAAUGCCCCCGAUAUAUUCAUGGGAGUUUUUGCCAAGUCAAAAUGUCCUCGCCUUACUGAAAUCUGUGUGGGAAUAUUGGGAAAUAUGGCCUGUUUCCAAGACAUAUGCAUGUCCAUCAGUAAAGAUGAGAAUCUUGGCCAAGUGUUACUGCAACGUUUGUGUGAUUCAGACUCUCCAACUCUUCUGGAAACUAGCAGGUUGUUGUUAACUUGCCUCUCCCAGCCUGAGGUGGCCAAUGUCUGGGUUGAGAGAAUCCGAGAAAACCCUUCUGUGUAUGACUGUGUCUGCUUUAUCAUGUCCAGCUCUACAAAUGUUGAAUUGCUGGUAAAAGUGGGUGAAGUGGUGGACAAACUCUUUGACCUAGAUGAAGAGCUAAUGUUAAACUGGAUUAAAAAUGGCACUUGUCGGUCUGUGGGACCAUCUGUAGAUGAUUCCCCUGAAGAACUUCCAGAUUUUAAGAUUGUGCCUUGUAUACUUGAAGCAGCCAAACAAGUCCGAUCUGACAAUCCGGAAGGACUUGAUGUUUAUAUGCAUAUUUUGCAGCUCCUGACCACAGUGGAUGAGGGUAUUCAGGCUAUCGUGCAGGCUCCUGAUGGAGGAAAAGAGACUUGGAGUUUGCUUUAUGACCUUGUUUGCCAUGAACUUUGCCAGCCAGACGAUCCACCGAUCAUUGUGCAGGAGCAGAAGACUGUAUUGGCUUCUAUUUUGUCCGUGCUGUCUGCUAUGUUUGCUUCACAGACAGAACAAGAAUACACCAAGAUGAGGAAAAAUAUGCCUCUGAUUGGGAGCUUGAUUCGUAUCUUGCAAUACAUGGAGGAUUGUGGGAAGAGAUCUGUUGAUAACUCAAAGGAGACUGAACAACAAGAGACUGGAAGGGCUGAUCUGAACGAGGAAGAUUUCCAUUUAAAAAUUUUGAAGGAUAUUUGCUGUGAAUUACUUUCCAAUAUGCUUCAAGAACUGACCAAGGAAAAUACAUUAGAAGGACUACACCAGGGACAUUUAAAUGAACAGACAUGUUCCUGUGCAUUUCAGAACCUCUUGCCUCUGUAUUUUGCAUCAGUGGAGAGUUUUCUUGAAGUUUUGCGUGAGGCUGAUCAGACACUUGCUGACAAUCUAGAAAAACGUUUCCCAAGCCUGAAGGUUCAUGCCUAAGAAUGUACAUGAAAUAUUUCCCUUCUUUGGAAUGAAGAUUUUUGACUGUUUCAUCACAGUGUUGCAGAAAUCAAGACUUCAGUAAAUGCAGGAGAAUGAGGCAACCUCCUUAUCAACAGGUGGCUUUUAAGACAUAUUCCAGGUAGCCCUGAUUAACCUAGGGUUAAUCUAGUCUGCAUGGGGAAGGAAAUUACUGUAAAUUCAGUUCUGCAUCUUCCAUCCUGCUUACUCUGGUGAUGAGAGACUGUUGAUUUCUAAUUGCUCUUCUGAGGAAUGGUGUUCUUUGAAUAACUCUUGAUUCUAUGCUUUUCAACUUAAGUUGAAACAGCAAAAUGAAUGAAGUGCACUGAGUAGUUUUUUUAACAUGAUGCUGGUUUCUUCCAAGUUGCUGUUGGCAAAAGGAGGAUUGAUGAGUAGGAAAUCCCAGAUGUCCUCUACUUAAGGACCUUCAAGCACCUGAUAAAAACAAAGUUAAAUUACACAGAAUUGUUUGGGGGUUUUUGUUUGGUUUUUUUUUUUUUUUUCUCUUUUAGGUCGUAUCAAUACCUUGACCACUUCUUACAUUGAAGCCACUUUCUUCUACACUGCAGCUCUGAGUUGCGGCAUCUGGGCCCUGUGCAGUUUAAAGGAUUUGUGAAUAUGGUUACCAGUGGUCUAUGCUGCAGCUUCCAACCAUUGCAGCUGGUUACCCAGAGUUAGAAUUGUAGGGCAGGUUUGGAUUUUUAAUCCGUGGCAUACUUGCAAACUUUCUGCUUUUUUUAAAGCAGUCUGUAUUUCAGUUUACGAAUGUAACAUGUAUCAGAGAGUUCUUGCCUCAUACGUGUGUCUUAUGAAUUAUCUGCGAAUGACAUUAGAAAUGCCACAUUAGCCUUGUUUUUUCAGGGGAGCUUAAGGCGUUUGGUCACCUGCAGCAAAUACAGUCUACAGUCUUCUAAAAAUCCCACUUCUAAUUGUAUUAUGUUUUAACUGCAUUAGAUUUUUAGAUCACUUGCUUGUAGGCAGUGUGGAAAAUAUUUUCUGUGUCUGAAAAGACAGUAUAGCAACACAUCAACUUGCUGUUUCUAUAAAUGAGAGUGGAAAAUAGUUGGUCUUUUUUUUAGGUUUGGAGAAUGGGAACCAGAGCAUAAAGAAUAACUUAAUACCAUAUACACAUUCCCUGGCUCUCCAGGUUUUUGCAGACUUUAAGUAUUGUGCUGAGCCAUGUUUUGUUUGCCCUGAGUUACCUGUACAUGUGGUAAAAUACAGUAUGUGUAUAUGUAUAUAGCCUUUUCAUCCAAACUUCCAGUUUUCAAGAAUAGCGCAAUUUAAUCAUUCGCUUGGGCUGCCAGCAGCAUCUUCGUUGUUGGCAGGGGAUUUAGAAUUACGAACAUCUGACUUGUGUCACCAAAAAGAAUUGCUGUGGUUUCUAUCGAUUUUU